AUGGAUUCCAUGUCUCUUAUGUCCUCUCCUAAUGUCUGUUCGCUCACAACUGGGGGAAAUCUCUGGCGAAGCAAACAUUACACCAAGAACAUUUCCUAUGCACGUUCUUUUGCGCCAAAAGCUUCAAUGCGACAAAGGAAAAGUCAAGUAGAAUAUAAUCUUUCAAGGUUCCAUCAACCAAGUAUGAACAAUCAGUUCAAAAGUGUUGAAGGAGGCUCUCUAUAUAAAGAAAACGAUCAGAAAUAUAUACCCAAAGCAAUUUCUGAAGAAUCUUUUGAUUCUGAAGGAAGUGCUUCUGAACCAAAAGACAUUGUUGGCUCUGUGAAACGUUUCUUUGUAGCGUUAUAUUGGUUUUGCUAUCCUUACACAAUGUUUGGUCGAACAUUAAGCACAAUUUCUGCAUCUCUCCUAGCGGCGGAAAAACUCUCAGAUAUAUCAUCUCCUUUAUUUUUCAUUGGUGUGUUACAGGCUCUGCUACCUUUCAUGUUUAUGGAUUUUUACGUUAAUGGCGUGAAUCAACUGUAUGACCUUGACAUUGACAAGAUAAACAAACCAUUUCUUCCAUUGCCAUCGGGGGCGUUUUCCUUUACAACUGGUGUCAUUGUUACUGUAUCAUCUGCAAUCCUGGGUUUUUUGACUAGCUAUAUGAUAGGUUCUUGGCCACUAUUUUGGGGUCUUCUAGCAUUCUUUGUGAUAUGGAGUGGUUAUUCAAUCAAGGGUCCCCUGUUGAGAUGGAAGAAAAAUCCUCUGCUUGCGGCAAUGUGCAUCUUUUCUACUUUGGCUCUCGUAUUUCCCCUUUCGUUUUUCUUUCACAUGAAGACUUUUGUGUUGAAGAGAGCAGCUGUGUUUCCAAAGCCACUGAUGACAUUUGUUGCAUUCACGACCAUAUACUCAUUAGGCAUAGCACUGUUCAAGGAUAUACCUGAUAUCGAAGGAGAUAAAGCAUUUGGCAUCCAAUCUUUUUCAACACGUUUAGGUCAAAAACGGGUAUUCUGGAUCUGUGUUUCCAUGUUGGAAUCGGCUUUUGGAGUUGCAAUUCUGGCAGGAUUAUCAUCUUCUUUGCUUUGGGUUAAAGUUGUCGCGGGUUUGGGACAUGCUGUUCUUGCUUCAAUUCUCUGGUACCAGGCCAAAUUUGUAGAUUUGAGUGACAAAGGUUCCAUUAGAUCCUACUAUAUGCUGAUUUGGAAGCUAUUGUACGUAUCCUACUUCCUCAUACCUAUGAUUAGAUAG
This is a messenger RNA of Sphenostylis stenocarpa, 1230 nucleotides long. The record is from the annotation of a GenBank genome assembly. Lineage: Eukaryota; Viridiplantae; Streptophyta; Magnoliopsida; Fabales; Fabaceae.